This is a messenger RNA of Lingula anatina, 2623 nucleotides long. RefSeq lists its product as uncharacterized. Gene Ontology annotation, cellular component: mitochondrion. The record is from RefSeq and is a predicted model, not a curated record. NCBI's taxonomy places the organism in Eukaryota, Metazoa, Brachiopoda, Lingulata, Lingulida, Lingulidae.
GUAACUAUGAAACUUAUCUCCACGCACGCGUCUCCUUCUCAGUACAGAACUCUAGUUCUAGUUUGGAGACUCAAUACGAGGGUAAACACUUCAAAAGUGACCUCGGCGUAGGCACACGUGCUAAACUGAAAUGAUUGCUUGUGAAACGUAAUAUAUUCAAAAGCGAAAUGUUUCGAUCCUCAAAACGAAUUGCAAGACUUUGGACCAAUUCUACUUCGAUAAGUUCACAAGGUUGGCCAUGGAUCUACAGAACAGCAUCAAGUGUACACACGCAUAGGACCCCAAGAAAUUCAGAAAUAUUCAGACCUGUGAAAUUUGACAGUGCGUCUUCUGCCUGCCACCCUCUGUUAAUCUCUAGGAAUCUCAGUGUUACAAAGCAUUUAUUAGUUCCAGAAAAACCUGAUGUGAGGAGCAAAAAUUAUGAAAAAGAUUCAGUUAGUCAGAAGAAGCAAGAAGGGAGUAAUGUGAAGGACAGUGAAACAAUUUCAGAUGCCAAGGCAAACAAAAGUGUGUCUGAUUUUAACAUUGCAGAGGGAGGCAAGGGGAAGAGUAUCUCCCCAAAAUCUGACAGUGGUGCUAUAGAGGGAGAAAAUGGGAAGAGCCUAUCAAAAAAAUCAAGUGAAGGUGAUGCAGAGGGAGAUGAUGAGAAGAGCCUCACUUUAUUCCAGAGAUUUAAGAAAGUGUAUAAAACACAUGGAAAGGUGUUUAUUGUGGUGGAGGUCACCACUUCUAUUGGGUGGUUUGGGUUGUUCUAUGGCAUUGCUAAAGCGGGAUUGGACAUUGUGCCUUUACUGGAGUAUUUUAAUGCUUCGGAGUCCAUAAUGAAGCACUUUCGACCAGGGUCCAACUUGGGGGACAUAGCACUAGCUUUUAUUAUGUACAAACUUGUCGCUCCAGUUCGUUAUAUGGUUACUAUAGUAGGAACUCAGCAAGCCAUUAAGUAUCUCCGAAGGAAGGAAAGGAUACCAAAGAUGGAGGAUCAAGACAGGCUAAGGGCAAUGUUGAAGGAGGGAAGAGAGGAAUUCCGUGAAAAUUUCCAUGAAAUUCAGGAGCAGUUUAAACAUUACCGUGAAAACAGGAAGCUGGGGCUGAAAAAAGACAGGCAAAAAAGUUUGAUCAAUAUGAGGACUAGGCUUACCAAUCUUUUGCACGAGAGGCGACAAAAGAGGUUGGAGCUAGCAGAAGCAGAAAAGGCUAAACAUGAUGGGAAGGAGGAUGAAGAGCAUGAAGCCGAAAAGUUGAUGGAGGAGAUCAAGAGAGAGGAAGAAAUGUUGGAAGAUGGGCCUCAUGAGCAAGCAGAUGACAGCACUUGCAAAGACCUUGAGCCACAGGGUAGUGAUGAGCAACUCCAGGGUGCAGACCUCGACACAAAAAGUGAAGAACAAGUGAGCAGGGAUAGUCAUAUCAAGAGGAACUCCUAAAUGUCUGCGGAACCAAACUAAAAACUAAUAUUUGAAUUAAAUCAGUCUAGUCCAAUUUAAUAAGGCUGACUGUUUGUCUUGGUUUGUAACUUAGGCCCAGGUUGAUCAUGACUGUCCAACAGUAUGUGAUUAGUGUCAAUGUAGUGCUUGAUUCAAGCCAGAAUGAGUUGUAACAGACAGGGUUUACUCAUGUACUGGUUCUCUGCUUGUGGAGCAUAGCUAGAUGUGAACACCAUGCAAUCAGAUGUUGGAACUCUGCUCAUUUGGGCGAGUUUGGCAAAAGGACUGUAGCUCAAAAUUUGAUUUAAAGUUUUAGUCUAGGACCAAAAUUGGGUCUCUUAGCUUGAGGUAAAAGGUGCCCAUAUUACAAUGUAGUCCACACAAAUAAGUACAAAAUUUGGCAGAUAUUUGUAUUUAUAACACAGGCAAAGUAUUUCUGAAUUAUUCAAAAUGGCUACCACCAAUUCAUAUUUUGCCAAAGUGGACAAAAUAACAGUUUAAAAGUUGAGGUCAAUUUUCCAGCUUAUUAAGAAGUUUUUUUGUAAAAACAAACCCCAAAUGAUUAUGAAUGGUGUUGGGCAACUUUGACUAUAAAUUCUACGGUCAAAAGCUGUAUACUUUGAAGCAAGCCUUGUGCUUUAUUUGCUCACUAAUCUUUGGUGUUAUUAAUAUAUUCACUUUGUCACAAGAAUUAUAUGUACAUCUAAGGUGAUAUUUUUUUUAAACAGUAGUACCCUUUUUGAAAUAUUCUGUCAAUUUCAAAUGAUGUCUUUUAUACAAUUGUCAAGUUAUUCCAUGUUUUAAGGAAGUUUGAAAGGAGGCAUCUUUUAUACAAAUUUUAAAUCUUCCCAUGUUUGGCAAAAUUUUACAAUAAUUGUUGCAUUUUAUUUCAGAUCUUUCAGAUUGGAGCUAUUUAAACAUCCAUUAUCAAACAAACUUAUUUUCUGUUAGUGAAAAUUGUACCUACUUUGAUGCAAUAUGGAUAGUAGUCUGCUUUAACCAAGGUUUCCUUCAACAAGGGAAUUAAUUCAGCAGAGUUUUUUUUCUCAGUUAGUAAGAUUAGUUUCAUGCAUUAUCUUCAGACUUGAAAUGCAAUCAUAUCCAGCUUUUAGUCCUAUAUGUUAUUUGCCACAUAUAUUUGUUCCAUGUAACGUAUAUGUUUACCUUCUGAAAGUGAAAUAAGAGAAAGAUAAGAUUAUCCA